CGCCCCUCCCCCUCCCGGCCUCGGCCCUCGGCCCCUUAGUCCCCCGGUCCCCCGGUCCCCGUGCUCUGCCGGCCGGCUCAUCUCGCCGUGCGAGUCCGUUCCGUAGUUGUCGGUUUUGCGCGCGGCUCGGCCCAUCACUCUCCUUCCCUCUCGGGACUAUGUGGGAAUUACAGGAUGCCCAGUGGAAAGAAAUUUAAGCCGACCAAAUACAUCCCGGUCUCGACAGCCGCCGCCUUGCUGGUGGGAGCCACCACCUUGUUCUUCGCAUUCACGUGCCCUUGGUUAACGAAAGAGAUCUCUCCGGCAAUUCCAGUCUACAAUGGCCUCGUGUUUCUAUUUGUUUUGGCAAACUUCAGCAUGGCGACAUUUAUGGACCCGGGAAUCUUUCCACGAGCUCAUGAGGAUGAGGAUAAGGAUGAUGACUUCCGGGCUCCACUCUACAAGAAUGUGGAAAUCAAAGGAAUCCAAGUACGGAUGAAAUGGUGUGCGACAUGUCAUUUUUAUCGGCCACCCAGAUGUUCUCAUUGCAGUGUGUGUGAUAACUGUGUUGAGGACUUUGAUCAUCACUGUCCAUGGGUGAACAACUGCAUAGGACGAAGAAAUUACCGCUACUUUUUCCUCUUCCUGCUCUCCCUAAGCACGCACAUGGUUGGAGUGUUUAUUUUUGGGCUGAUCUACGUUUUAAAUCAUAUUGAAGAGCUUUCUGCCCCACGCACUGCCAUCACCAUGGCUGUCAUGUGUGUAGCAGGUCUUUUCUUCAUUCCUGUUGUGGGUCUUACAGGAUUCCACAUGGUUUUAGUUGCGAGAGGGAGGACAACGAAUGAACAGGUAACAGGCAAAUUUCGAGGUGGUGUAAACCCAUUCACCCGUGGAUGCUGUGGUAAUGUGGAAUACGUACUUUGUAGUCCUUUAGCUCCCAGGUACAUAGUUGACUACAAAAAGAAAGAAUUGGUCAUGGUGAAAUCUCCUUUUGUUAGACUUCAGUUGUCUGAGAAACAAAUUACACUCAAAAUAAACGACAAUGGAAUUCAGGGCAGUUUGAAUAGGACCAAGUCCAAAGGAAGUUUGGAGACUUUGGAUGUUCAAUCAACAGAAGUUGAGCCCCCUCUCCCACCCAAACUAUGUCCAAGCAAAUAUGCAAACCUUAAAAACCAACUCGGUACUUCAGCUAACGAAGAUAGUGAUCUCUCAUCCAAGCCCAUCAACCCACCCACUCCUGCCAUGUUUAAGUAUCGACCAGCACUCAGCAGUUCAGGUGCAAACCCCAAAGUUCUCUACCAUGCUGCUAGUGAGAAGAUUUCCAUGCAGGAAGGACGUAACGAGUCACCUUUCAUUGAGGAGUGCAGCAGAGCCCAUGAUUACAGGUCUGAGCCGAACCUUGACAUGCCAGACUACCGGUCGCCAUCGCUUCACAAGACUUACCAGUCAUCACCUUUUCAACUUGACUCACUCUCUAAUGGUUCUCGCUCUCUCAGCCUGAAGUCUGCCCACAGGAGAGCAAUCGACAAGGUUCAGUUGCACCAAAUGAAGUCAGACUGCUCAUCCCCCAACCAGUACAAGAAUAUUUUUGGUCUGAACUCGUUAUCCAACAGAAACGGAAGCCUGUCCUACGAUAGUUUGCUGAAUCCCACCUCCACCCACCCGGGGGUGGAGUCCAUGGCACAGGCUGGAAUUCCAUCUGUUGGGUACCACUCACCAUACUUAUCAGCCAAAAUGUGCCAGAUCCGAGGGGCUGAUCUCCAGCGUCACACUGGCCAUGGUUACAGCCCGAUACACAGAGGCUCACCUCCACAGCAACGGGAUCCGUCGCCAGUUCGCUAUGACAACCUGUCGAAGCAAAUCAUGGCCUCCAUUCAGGAGAGGAAGGCAAUGGAAGAGCAUGGAAAGCUCAGAGCUUCUCCUGAUUCGGUGUUCCUAGACUCAGGGGCGUAUGAAGCACCGGUCUCGUACGGCUUGCAACAAAUGAACACUUUCUCAGAGGACUCGAGGAGGACAACCACUGGCAUGUGUGGUUCUCGAGAUAACCUUGUGUCUGCUGCGGCCUGCAGCGUGAGGAGCCCUCUGUUGCGUGCCUCUGCCUCCUCCUUGUCGAGGGUAGCAAGGACUUCUACCAGUUCUCUCCACGCAGACAUUGCAAACAACAACGUGCAGUCCAACCACACUUUGCAAAGCAGAUCUGUUGAGACCUCGUAUAGGUCUCCAGGACAUCAAAUCCCACCCUCCUCAUUGAUUAGAUCCCCUACUUACGGAAGCCAAAAGCCUCUAUCCUUUGUCACUGCAUUGGAAAUGUCGGAAGGAGUUUCUCAGCCUCUGAUGACCCCACGUGACGAGGUUCAAAUGAAGACGGCUCACAACAAAAUUAAUGGACAGCCAAAGCGUUUAUCCAGGAUGGAUAGCCGGCUAAGCUCAGCUUCUAUUUCCCAUGGUGCUACAGUCAGUCCCACCAGACAGUCGAACGUCAAAAAGGUGUCGGGUGUGGGCGGGACCACUUACGAGAUCUCAGUGUGAACAGCCAUCAGCCACGGCAGCUGGGAAGUGGGACGCGGGACGCACUGCGAAGACUGUCACAGCAGCUCUGUGUGUUCCUUGUUCAACCAGCCGCAGCCUUAUUUCUCCAGAGGUAGUAAAAUCAAAUCAAACAAAAAAGUGGUUUCAAUCCAGGGGCUGGCCCACCACAAACUUUUUUGCUUUUUAUUUUUUUUGCUCUUCUGCACUGUCAAGUGACAUUUUAGCAUCUUGUAAAAGAGGUAUGGUUUUUAUUGAAACCACUAUUGUGUACUUGCCUAUCCAUGGGAAUCUUGUGUAAAAGUUUGUGCAGUGUUGGAUUAGUAUUAACCUGGACCUCUGCAAUGAUUUUCUGGUGAAGUUUGUCUGCCCUGCCAUUCAAACUUUGACAAAUACAGUUUGACGAAUGAGAAAUACCUUUUAUUUUGUGUUAAUGGAUGUUGGCACAAAUGCGAGGCUCAAAACUUGUCAAUUUCUUUCCUUCGCUGGAAGGAAAUGAAGCUCAUACAUCAGCCAAAAGAUCUUUUGAAACUCUCAUCUCGAAUAUGAGACUACAUGACAUUAGACAACUGUGUGGGUGUGGGUGUGUUUGCGUGUGUGUGUUUGUGUGCACCUGAAUGUUUAGUAGGGCUUGUAUGAAGUCCAAAUGGGAGUGUAUUUCUUCAGGGCACGAGACUCUCAAAGCUUUAAGGAUAAGAUUCUUUAAUAAUCGUAUUACUUAUCAGUAAUCAAAAGUUGACAUGGAUGGCCUCUUAGAUACCUACGAGAGGAGUGAGCACAGCUUCUGGUAUAAAGAUGAACGUUACCAGUUUUUUUCAUGUACGUAACUCUGUCGAUGGGUUAGGGUGUCAGAAAUCAGGUCAUCUCUGCACUGCCACUAACAGUUGAACAUGGGGCUUGUGUACCUGUGAUUCACCAACAUGGCAAGUUUUUUGAUUGUUGCCAUGGUUUUAAUGCGCCAGUGAGGUGAGCUGACUUCACCAUACAGGCAGACAGAAGUCCAAUUAGCCACGUAUCCGUCCCUGUGUCUUGUGACGAUGUCAAUGCAAGACUGAGAACAAGGUUUCUUCUUCUUCUCCCUUCUUGUCUGGGAUUGACUGGAGGUAGGUAACACCAAUACAGGAGGAACCAAUUAAAUCCAGUGUCGCUUAUUUCCUAUGCAAUGUCUUGCAUAUUAUUUCUUGGUUGCCAGCAAGUAACUCAAAUGUAUGUUUGCUGGGCAUUUUUAUGCUGAAGUGACACAUUGUGACAUUAACCACUUAAGUGGACCUUGGUUUACCAAUGCCAAAGGAACUUGCACCAACUUGCGGGUAUUACGAUUUUCUGUUUUUAAUCCAGAUUGGUAUGAUUUUUUUGAUCGUUUUAACUUAAUUACUAAAGCAGGUCUGAGAUUGAACAAUCAAAGGGUUUUUUUGUGUGGAAUAAAAUUGUAAGUGUGUCAGAUUUUAUUAUUUUAGGUAAAAUGCAGCCAUUUUGUAUUCUGGUAUUAUUUAAUUCAAUUAGGAAGCUCUGCAGUAGCCAUUAGACUGAGUUUCCAAGACCCCUAAACUCAAUAUUAACAGUCUGUUCCCAGUAAUCUUGAAGAAGGGACGAAAGGUUGAUAAAGGGGCUUGAGGCUAAUAUGGUCACCUCCUGGGCAUGUUCGACAUUCAAGCCUACUUUAAGAGUGUGAGCACACAGAUCUAGGUUGCCAGUCCACUACUGAGGGAGGGUGGCAUUGUUAGAAGUACCAUCAGCUAUUAACCCAGCACUGUUGGAUGUAAAAGGUCGAGUGGGAUUAUUUUGACCUAGUCCAGGAAAAAUAAUGCCCUGGGGGUACAGUCAAUACGUACCUCGCACUCAACGUUACUUCCUGAACCAGUCAGCGUGCUAUAGAGUCAUAGAAAAUUACAGCGCAGAAACAAACCCUUCGAUCCAUCUAGCCAAUGCCGAACCAUUUAAACUGCCUACUCCCACUGACUCGCACCACGACCAUAGCCCUCCAUAUCCCUGCGUUCCACAUACCUACCUACACUUCUCUUAAACAUCGAAAUUGAGCUGGCACGAACCAGUUGUGCUGGUGGCUCAUUCCACACUCCAAUCACCCUCUGAAGAAAUUUCCCCUCAUGUUCCGCUUAAACUUUUCACCUUUGACCUUUAACCCUUGACCUCUAGUUGUAAAGAAGUUUGAUGCAUUUGAGUCAUUUCUAAACCAUUUCAAAGUGUUUUUGGACAUCGCAUGAAAAGCAAUAUAGAAAUUAUUGUCUGAAUUCAAAAUUAACAUUUAGCUGAUAACGCUUCUUGUUAGAGACCCUAGAGACCCAAGUAUCCACUCCACAAUGGUUCAUUUAAAUCAGAGAAUGUAUUGAGUACACAACCUGAAAUUCUUACUCUUCACAAACAUCUAUGAAAACAGAAGAGAACCCCAGAGAAUGAAUGACAGUAAAAGUUCAAACCCAAAACCCCCUCUCCCUUCUCCCAUGCACAAGCAGCAGCAAAGCAUCAACCCUCCCUCACAAUCCCAUUUCUCUAGUUCUUUAUUGCAAAGCAAAAUAGGGAUUUCUUUUAUAAUAUUUUGAUGGCGUCAACUACAGUCCAUAAAUUCAAGUCUUAGUUUAUCUUUCAGUUUCAUCUCACUGAUUUCUCUUGGUUUUUAUUGUGUAACUGUUGCUCCUGUGGUUCCGUCUCUGGCUGCACUUAAUCUUGGUUCCAUCUCUGUAAUUUUGGAUAGGAAUGGGAAUAACCCUUUAGUCCCUAGGGCCUGUUUCAUGGUUCAUUGGAUGAUCUAACUCAGCUGACCCAUAUCCCUUGACCUGAUGAUAAUCAUUCUCCAUAGAAGGGAGCACUGUAUUGCUGCUACACACAUUUCCUGUCUUCAUUCACAAAAGACCCAUCUUAAUUUUGUACCCCCACUAAUGAACAUAGCUUCUACCAAAUCUGCACCUUGCGGUAUAUAGAAAACUCAUGAAAUCCCCCUUUCUAAGUUCUAGCAAAUACCACUUAAUACUUUUAUUAAGUAAUCUCUCAUCAUUAUUAAACUCUUGGUUUAGAUAUUGUUCUGGUAGAUUUGUGCCACACUUCAUCCAAGGCUAAUUUCUUUUCAUACUUACUUGCUUACUGCCCGUUACGCUGUGGCGUUUAGAGCAGCAAUGAAAGUCCUCUAGCUCUGUAUAGAAGGAUUGCUGUUUCCAUAACAAAUUUUUUUGACUAGUCAGGGUUGUUAGCCCUGAGCUGAACCCCCAAACCUGGAGGACCAGAGGACCACUCUUAGUUUGGCCUGUACCCUUUGACCUGUUUGGCACGGGUGACCUUACCAAGAGCCAAACCAUAAAGCGCUGACUCCAGCCAACAUGGCUUUCAGGUCAUUGAGGCACUCAGGCCUCCAAACCAAAAACAAGGUUGUGGUCCUCUUGGAGGUUUUUUCCAAAGUUGUGCUCAUAAUCACUCCAAACUGCACAUUAUAUAGCUGUGGCCAAAUUCGUGUAUUCUUUUUCACAGAUAUGAAGACUAAAACAGAACAUAGAACAGUACAGCACAGGACAGGCCAUUCAGCCCAUGAAUCUGUGCCAAUUUAUACUAAAUGUCCUCUUGUUUAUCAUGCAUUUCCCUCCAUUCCUUUCAUGUUUAUUUUAUUUUGGGAUACAGCACAGUAACAGGCUUUUCUGCCCCAGUGAACCCAAUUACACCCAUGUGACCAGUUAACCUACAAACACAUUCUCUGUGGACUGUGGGAGGAAACCUGGGCACCUGGAGGAAACCCACGCAGUCAUGGGGAGAACAUGCAAACUGCUUACAGACAACAUUGGGAAUUGAGACUGUGUUACUGCUGCUAUAGUAGUGUUACAUUAAUUAUUGUCGUGUCUGUCUAAAAGCCUCUCAAAUUCCACCAAAUUGCAUGCUUCCACUAACAUCCCUGGCAAUCCACUCCAGUCACCUACCACUCUCUGUAAAUAAAACUUGCCCCUCACAUCACCUUUAAAUCCAACCCCCGCCACCCCCACACCCUCUAACUUCAAGAGCAUGUCCUCUGGUGUUUGACUUUUGUACCCUGGAGAACAGAUUUUGACUGUCUACCCCAUCUAUACCUCUCAUGAUUUAAAAAAAAUAGCUCUAUAACAGGGAUUUCCAACCUUUUUUAUGCCAUGGACCAAUACCAUUAUGCAAGGAGUCUGUGGACUCCACGUUGAGAACCCCUGCUCUAUAAGGUCUCCUGUCAGCCUUUGAUGGUCCAAGGAGAACAACCCAAGGUUGUCCAAACUGUCUGAAACCUCAUACUCUCUGAUUCAAGCAGGACCUGGUAACCUUUGUCAGAAUUCUGGAGGAUCUAAGCCCCAGCUACUGGGGUCAAACUUGGCCAUCCCUUUGACACAUGCAAUUUCUGUAUGGGAAGUUUGUUAACCUGUACGGCGUGGCGGCAUUUUCAGCUGAAUGUGACCAUUGCCCAUGUGAAUCUUAGGACAAGGUCCCACAGCAGGGACUGAUUUGGGUGGAUCUGCCGGCCGAGGGGCGGCUUUUUCGGGCAGACUGCUUGUGCUUUGGCUGCCAAAUCGGAACAUUGCCCAAAUGACUUUCAGCAAGUCGGAGAAAAUCUAUGGAAGUGAAUAAACAGUCGACAUUUCGGGCUGAGACCUUUCUUCAGGACUGGAGAGGAACUGGGAAGGUGCCGGGACGGCACAGUAGCGUAGUGGUUAUCACAACAUUUUACAGUACCAGUGACCUGGGUUCAAUUCCUGUCUCUGUCUGUAAGAGUUUGUACAUUCUCCCCGUGACAGCAUGAGUUUUCUCCGGGUGCUCUGCUUUCCUUCCACAGUCCAAAGAUGUACUGGCUGGCUGGUUCAUUGAGCAUUGUAAUUAGACUAGGAUUAAAUCAGGGGCUCGAAGGGGCAGAAGGACCUAUUCCAUGCUGUAUCUCAAGAAAUAAAUUAAAAAGAUGAAAA
This is a messenger RNA of Mobula hypostoma (lesser devil ray), 7421 nucleotides long. RefSeq names its product zinc finger DHHC-type palmitoyltransferase 8b (gene zdhhc8b). Gene Ontology annotation, biological process: protein palmitoylation. The coding region runs from base 175 to 2508 and encodes 777 amino acids. Gene Ontology annotation, molecular function: palmitoyltransferase activity. The transcript has 11 exons. The record is from RefSeq and is a predicted model, not a curated record. Lineage: Eukaryota; Metazoa; Chordata; Chondrichthyes; Myliobatiformes; Myliobatidae.